Molecule: messenger RNA, 1087 nt
Organism: Capsella rubella
Lineage: Eukaryota; Viridiplantae; Streptophyta; Magnoliopsida; Brassicales; Brassicaceae
Product: LOB domain-containing protein 41
Exons: 3
Coding region: 256-951 (231 amino acids)
Biological process (GO): regulation of gene expression
Source: RefSeq, a predicted model, not a curated record
GUUUUGGAAAUGGACAUCUUUAUUUUGUGUACAAUAGUUACUUAAGAGAAAUCGAGUAAAGAAAUGACUAAUGUCCGUCAUAAGACAUAAAUUGAAAACUAUGUCCCGGCCGGGGUGAUGGUUUUCAAACACCAUCUGCUUACUAAUGCGGCGAACCGACCAAACCUCAUACGCGCGGACGUGAUUACCACGUUCCUUAAUUUCACAGUACAUCACUAAGUUGGAGGUUCUUGAAGACAACUUAAAGGAGUCAAGAUGAGGAUGAGCUGUAAUGGAUGCAGAGUUUUGAGAAAAGGGUGUAGCGAGAACUGCAGUAUAAGGUCGUCUUUGGCUUGGAUCGAAUCCCCUGAAUCUCAAGCCAACGCAACCGUGUUUCUUGCUAAGUUCUAUGGCCGUACUGGUCUCGUCAACCUCAUCAACGCCGGUCCGGAUCAUCUUCGUCCUGCCAUAUUCCGUUCACUGUUGCACGAAGUAUGUGGGAGGGUUGUGAAUCCGAUCUACGGUUCGGUUGGUUUAUUGUGGUCUGGAAGUUGGCAGCUUUGUCAAGCCGCGGUCGAUGCGGUUUUGAAGGGUGAAGCUAUCACUCCGAUCGCCACGGAUACGGCGGCGAACGGCCAAGGUCCGCCGAUUAAAGUUUACGACAUUCGUCAUAUCUCCAAGAAAGAGAACGCCGCCGCAAAUGGCUCGAGCCGUCAUCGGAAAAGAUACAAGACCCGACGGGUUAAAGCUAAACAGGAGGAGAAAGCUAACGAGGCUAGUCACGACUCGUCGCUGAGCCACCAGUCUGAAGAUGAGACAGCGAAUUUUCCGAUCGAGCUGGAGUUGAAGCUGGGGAUUGAACCGGUUCUUUCACAUGUUGUUGUGCCGGUUAAGAAGAGGAGGAUGGGCGUGUUUCGCACGUGUCACUUGGAGAAGUAUACGUGUAACGAAGAUGUUGGACUUUCAAAGUAAACUUUAAGCUAAAGUAUAUAGACUUAUACAGGCCCAAUAAAACCCAGUUACCAUAUAAAACACAUGUCAUAAUUUUAUUGGAUUGACAAUAGUUGUUAAUUAGCGAGUAUAAAAGAUUUUGCAGUUUUCUUGUUCA